GAGACGCUCCUGCUGAAUGUUCUUCCUGCAGCAGGUUUCUCGGUAACGGAGAGGAAAGGAAGAAGGACACCGAGCAUCUCUGUCGGUUAACGGAUCCGCUUCCCCGGUACAGUCACGUCACUCUCCCCCCGCUGUGAGAUCCUGUAUCUGGGAUUUUUUUUUUUAUCUUUGUAACGAAACCAACCGCCAGCCGUGCGCGUGCAUGCGUGUGUGCGCGUGCGUGCGUGUAACCCACUUGGAUUUAAACCUCACUGAGUGAUCGUGGAAUGACUCACUACUCCUCUACUACCGCGGCGGUGAACGCGCUCUCGCCCUGCGCGUCGUGGACCAGCAGCGGGGACUGAUGAGGAUGCGGCUGGGCGCGCGGCGGGCACCUGUGCUGCUCUCCUCACAUCACCACCACCGGUAGAUCCUGAGAUCCUGUCCGGUGCUGCGGCGUCCACAGGGGAAACACCAGUCCUUUUUUAUUUAUUUAUUUAUUAUUUAUAUAUUUAUUUAUCAUUAUUAUUGAUUUAAUACCCGGAUCCGCGCCACCAGCAGCCUGACAGAUGGAUAACUACUCGACUUUACAACUGCAGUGUCUGGAAAUGACCACUAAGCGGAAGCUGAUUGGCCGGCUGGUGCCGUGCCGUUGUUUCCGCGGUGAAGAGGAAGUGAUCUCAGUGUUGGACUACUCCCACUGCAGCCUGCAGCAGGUCCCCAAAGAAAUCUUUAGCUUUGAGAGGACUCUGGAGGAGCUCUAUCUGGACGCCAACCAGAUUGAGGAACUACCCAAGCAACUCUUCAACUGCCAGGCCUUGAAGAAGCUAAGCAUGCCUGAUAACGACCUGUCCAACCUGCCCACCACCAUAGCAAGCCUGGUCAACCUCAAAGAGCUGGACAUCAGUAAAAAUGGUAUCCAGGAGUUUCCGGACAAUAUAAAAUGCUGUAAAGGUCUGUCAGUGGUGGAGGCCAGUGUCAACCCUAUCACCAAACUCCCAGAUGGUUUUACGCAGCUCCUGAAUCUGACCCAGCUCUUCUUAAACGAUGCCUUCCUGGAGUGUCUGCCGUCUAACUUUGGCAGACUCUCCAAACUACGGAUCCUUGAGCUGAGAGAGAACCACCUGAAAAACAUGCCAAAGUCCAUCCACAGACUGACACAGUUGGAGAGGUUGGAUCUGGGUAGCAAUGAAUUUUCUGAAAUGCCAGAGGUUUUGGAACAAAUCCACAACUUGAAGGAGCUGUGGCUGGAUAACAACUCUCUUCAGUCUAUACCAGGGUCGUUAGGGAAGCUUCGUCAGUUGCGGUAUCUGGACUUGGCUAAGAAUCGCAUUGAGACGUUGGACACAGACGUCUCAGGCUGUGAGGCCUUAGAGGACCUGCUGCUGUCCUCCAACAUGCUUCAGCACCUCCCUGACUCUUUAGGGAUGUUGAAGAAGCUGACAACUCUGAAGGUGGACGACAAUCAGCUGACCUCACUGCCCAACACCAUUGGGAGUCCGAAGCCCAAGCAAGGUCUGUCUCUGUUGGAGGAGUUGGACUGUAGUUGUAAUGAAUUGGAGUCGUUGCCUCCCACCAUCGGGUACCUGCACAGCCUGAGGACCUUCGCUGCUGAUGAGAACUUCCUCACAGACCUGCCCCGGGAGAUCGGCAACUGCAAGAACGUGACAGUGAUGUCGCUGCGCUCCAACAAACUGGAGUUUCUUCCUGAUGAGAUCGGACAGAUGACCAAACUACGAGUCCUUAACCUCAGUGACAACAGGUUAAAGAAUCUACCAUUUACCUUCACUAAGCUGAAGGACCUGGCAGCUUUGUGGCUUUCUGACAAUCAGUCCAAGGCUCUGAUCCCUCUGCAGACAGAAGCCCACCCAGAAACCAAACAGAAGGUUCUGACCAACUACAUGUUUCCUCAGCAACCACGACAUGACGAGGAUUACCAGUCGGACAGUGACAGCUUUAAUCCUACUCUGUGGGAGGAGCAGAGACAGCAGAGGAUGACUGUGGCCUUUGACUUUGAGGACAAGAAAGAAGAGGAGGACAACUCUGGGAAGGUCAAGGUGGAGAUAAACCUGAAGCGCUACCCAACACCCUACCCCGAGGACCUGAAGAACAUGGUCAAGUCGGUGCAAAGCCUUGUGGGGAAAAGCGUACACGCCGGGCACCAGCACCACCACCAGCAUCAGCAACAGCACCAGCAUCAGCAUCAGCAUCAGCAUCAACAUCAACAUCAGCAUCAGCAUCCGCACCAGCACCAGCUGAGCACAGGCACUGCCACGUCAGCAGGAACCAACAUGGAACACUCGCACCUCAGCAAAGAACAGUAUGAGCCGCCAUGGCCGCUACCGCCUAAAGAGCUGAUGUGUGACUCUGCGUACAUUUGCCAGGUGACAGACAGAGAGAUGCAGGACUUCUCUCAGUCUCAGCUCAUGGAUCAGGGAUCAAUGCAUAACUCUGGCAUCGACAUUCCCAAGAGGAAAGAUAAAGAGGAUUUGACCGAGAGCUCAGAGGACUCGAUGGGCGGCUCCCCCAACGACAUCCGUAUCUCUGACAUGAGGCCCACCCUGGUGGAACCACCGAUGUACAAACCUAAAGUGGUUCUGCUGGGAAAAGACAAGAAAGAAUCUACAGAUGAGGAGAUGGAUAAGCUCCACUGUCUGAACCACAGUGGAUCCUCGGCCACCUACUCAGACUACUCCCCCUCACAAGGCUCCUCGGGCUCCUCCAACCCGCCUGCCAACACGCACUCGCACUCGCACACGCACUCACACACGCACUCUCACGCACACCCACACCCUCCUGCCCUGCCGACCCCCAGCAAGGACCAGGCCCCACAGACACACUGGACCAACAGACUGGCUCAGUCGUUCCCUAAGCCCAUUGACUCCAAGCCCCUGCUAUCUCAGAGAGAAACCCCUCCAUCAGGAACCCUGCAGCAGCGUGGCGAUCGACGCCCGCUCAGCGAGCCGUUUGACUGGUCCGAGGCUCCGCACUACGACAACACGGGUUUCGAUGCCGAGGAGUCUCCCCUGGACCCUCCGACAUCUACAAGUCAGGGGAACCCUCCGCUGGGCUCCAAGCCUCGCAGCCAGUCGACCCACGGACGCCGCCCACUCCUCAGGCAAGAGCGAAUCGUAGGAGUUCCUCUGGAGCUGGACACCCAGACACUCCCCUACCAUGGGAACCAACGCUCCACCCCUGACAACGACCCGCAGUCCAACGCACCGCCACAGAAUCCCUGGCAGAACUGGACCAGAACUCCCAGCCCACUGGAGGACAGAACUGCUUUUCCCUCUAAGCUGGACAUGACGCCCAGCUCCAGCCCCAACCCUGACCGCAAGGAUAUGGACCCAAGGCGUGAACAAGGAACAGGGCCGUUGCCGGGCAGCUGGACGUACCAUGACAAUCAGGGGGAUCAGAACAGGAAGGACCAGCUCACUGUCAGCGGGGGCAACAAGGUGACAGUGGUCAUGAGCAAAAGCUCUGACCGCCUUUCCCCCAUGAUGAAAGAGACGAGAUCCAGGUUUAAGAAGUCACAGAGCAUUGAUGAGAUUGACAUGGGCUCCUAUAAGGUCUACAGUAUCCCCAUGGACAGCUACAGCUCCAUCGAGCAGCAGACCAGUUUGGACCGGCAGGAUAUGCCAGGGUCUAUGGAGCAGACCAACAUGGCUCGAUCACAGUCCGCCCCCAUGUUAGACGAUGAGAUGGGCUUCCCAGGACACGGCAACCAGAACCAGUCAGGACAGAACCAAAAACCCGCCAUCCCACACAAAGCUUACCACUUUGACCAGAACUACAAUCCCCAGGUGACCAUGGACCGCCGGGUACCUCCACCCUUCCCCAACACACCCGAUUAUGUCAACCACGCGUCGAAGGCUUUGGAGUACAUCAAUCAGCCCGGGAAGACAUUACCGAAAGAGUUGGUGAGCCCUCGCUAUCGUGCAUAUCCUCCGCUGGAGAUGUUUUCUUUCCCCCAAGCGCCAAUCAACCAGGAUGGUCAGCAGCAGCAGCCAAUCCCGACGCAACGCUCCAGGCCCGGGUUUCUGAGGAGAGCAGAUUCACUGGUGAGCUCCACUGAACUCGCCUUGUUCCGCAGAGUCCAUGAGGCCCAGCAGGAGGCGCUGCAAGAGGCCCAGUACAGACAGCAGGCGGACCCGCCUCUUUAUGGCCGAGCCCUCGCCUACUCCACCGCCAUGGAGCACGCCGCUCUCACCAACAUGGCCGACAGCCAGAGCCAGAUGCUGCACAACAAGAGGAACGGUCGCUAUGACGACGACUACACCAACUACCAGGAACAGAAGAAGCCCAUGACCGGCUAUCCAACCAAGAGCCUGACUCAGAGACGCCCCCUGUCUGCCAGGAGCUACAGCACUGAGACCUAUGGAGCAUCUCAGGCCCGUCCAGUGUCAGCUCGUCCCACCAUGGCCGCCCUGCUGGAAAAGAUGCCUCCUGACUACACCCUGGCAACCUGCCCCGAGAAAUCACCCGACGACACCAUCAAAGUCAGACCUGUCGCAGCGCAGAAACCUGAAGAUAUCACGUCCAAGAUGCCUGCCGACUGGAGGCAACAGCUACUCAGGCACAUAGAGGCUAAACGACUGGACAGGAGUGGUGUCCUAAAGCACAACACGCUCACGCUGGGCAUGCUCUGUCAGGGCGGGGGUAACGGCCAGGGGCGCAGCGGCACUUUGAACUUUAACCUAUACAAUAACACUAAGCAUGAGCCCCCUGCUGGCCGCUGGCUGCCACUACCACCUGCUGCAUCUGCUAACGCUACUCCCUCUCAGCAGGCCGCCAUGCUGGAUAAUGACCAGGAGGGGGUGUCAGGGAGCAACCAGUGGGCUCCCUACUCACUUGGCAGGAGGGAUGUCCCACCUGACAACCUCAUGAAAAAGGGUGCCCACUCCCACAAUACUUCACACCAGUCACAUAAUACCAUGAUUGUCACGUCCUCUACGUCCUCCUCGGCUACCACGCCUCAUCGUGUGGUCGUGCAGCAGGCUUACGAUGGAAUGAUGAAUAAGGGAGGCCAAUAUCAACCAGGGAUGCCCCUGUCAGUGGUUCCCUCUGGGGGCCCUGGGCAGUACCAAGGCAACAUAUCUCAAGCCCACACUGCUCCUGGUCAGGUUUACUCCAGCACCGGCAUGUCCAUGGCCCUGUCCCAGUCCGGGAACCAGCCCCAGUACAACCCCCACUCGUCCCACACCUCUCAUCAACCGUCCCUCCCUGCCACUAACCCCCAGUACCACAGUAACCAGGGCAUGGUCCAUAGCAACCAGGUUGUCAUGACCACCCACACCAACCCACGGCCUCAGAGUGCCCGCAGCCUGUUGCAGACCAAAGGCCAGAAGAGCACGGACGGUUUCCAGGAACAGAUGUGCGUCAGAAUAGAGAAGAACCCCGGUCUGGGUUUCAGUAUCUCUGGUGGCAUCAGUGGCCAGGGGAACCCCUUCAAACCCUCCGACAUGGGUAUCUUUGUUACUAGGGUACAGCAUGACGGGCCCGCCGCUUGUGCCCUGCAGCCUGGAGACAAGAUAGUGCAGCAUGACAGUGUAGCUCCUCCUCCUCUUCUCUCUCUUUUCCCCAACAGUGAUGUGUUACUGAGAUAUUGAUGGCAGUGACCCUCCAUCCCCUCCACCAACACACUCUCACACACACACACACACACACACACACACGCACACACACACAUUUGUAUGGAAAUAUACUGCAGCACACAUAUGCAUACACAUAUCUCUCUAUACAUACAUGCACGUACACACACACACAUGCUUUUGACUGUGCUGCGUGUUUGCCUUGCAGGCUAACGGACAUAGUUUUUUACACAUGGAGCAUGAGACAGCCGUCUCUCUGCUGAAGAGUUUCCCGCGGAUGGUGGACUUGGUGGUUCUGAGAGACAGCAGCAUGCGCUAAAAAAAAAAAAAAAAGUAGUUUUAUAAAAAACAAACAAA
This is a messenger RNA of Solea solea (common sole), 5927 nucleotides long. RefSeq names its product leucine rich repeat containing 7 (gene lrrc7). Gene Ontology annotation, biological process: neurotransmitter receptor transport postsynaptic membrane to endosome; neurotransmitter receptor transport, endosome to postsynaptic membrane. NCBI's taxonomy places the organism in Eukaryota, Metazoa, Chordata, Actinopteri, Pleuronectiformes, Soleidae. Gene Ontology annotation, molecular function: protein binding. Gene Ontology annotation, cellular component: postsynaptic density; postsynaptic membrane; adherens junction. The record is from RefSeq and is a predicted model, not a curated record. The coding region runs from base 549 to 5588 and encodes 1679 amino acids. The transcript is spliced from 33 exons.